Molecule: messenger RNA, 2201 nt
Organism: Erpetoichthys calabaricus (reedfish)
Lineage: Eukaryota; Metazoa; Chordata; Cladistia; Polypteriformes; Polypteridae
Gene: tgfbr2b
Product: transforming growth factor beta receptor 2b
Exons: 7
Coding region: 175-1827 (550 amino acids)
Biological process (GO): heart development; transforming growth factor beta receptor signaling pathway; cellular response to growth factor stimulus
Cellular component (GO): plasma membrane; signaling receptor complex
Molecular function (GO): activin receptor activity; transforming growth factor beta receptor activity, type II; ATP binding
Source: RefSeq, a predicted model, not a curated record
GUGAAGAACGUCUCUGAGUCACUGGGCUUCCGCGUCUUUACGGAGCUGCACGGGCAGACCCUCACUUGGCGUGUUUAUGUCGGAGAGCCCGAGAGCGCAGGAGUAUGGAGGGCGGGGGGAUUUGAACCGGAGACCCCCUUUAACCUGAGCUUUGAAUGCCAGCGAGCGGUCCUGAUGCCUCGCCUGCGGCUCCGCGUCCUCCUCUGGACUUUGACAGCCUGCGUCUGCUCCGCGCUUCCCCUCGACGUGCCCGGUUUGGUGUACCCCCAUGGUGACUUUGUCAUCAGAAACCUCUGCAAGUUCUGUGACUUGGAGGACUCGACGUGUGACGGGGCGGACAAGUGCACGAGCGAGUGUAAGAAGACCGCCAUCUGUGCGGCGGUCGACGAAGUCUGCGUCACCAUCUGGAGGAAGAAUGACAGCAACGUGACGAUGGAGACCCUGUGUCACAGCCCCGCGGUGCCCCUCUAUGGCUUCAUGCUGGAUGACUACAACAACACCGAAUGCCGGAUGAAGGAGAAGAAGGUGCUGGGCUCUUUGUUCUACCUGUGCUCCUGUAGCAGUGAGGAGGAGUGCAACAACGUCAUCUACUUCACGGAGGCAGAAAAGCCCACCUUGUCCAUCCCGAUGGUGACGGCCAUCAGCCUCCUGCCCCCGCUGGUCAUCGCUGUCAUGGUCAUCCUGGCCUUCUACCGCUACAGGGUCAUCCGGCAGAAGAAGUUAAACGAGGAGUGGAAGAAGAAGAAGAAGCGCAAGCACGACUGCAGCGACGGCUGUGCCAUCAUGACGGACGACGACCAGUCGGACAUCAGCUCCACGGUGGCCAACAACAUCAACCACAACCUGGAGCUGCUGCCCAUCGAGCUGGACCUGCAAGUGGGCAAGGGGCGCUUCGCGUCCGUCUACAAGGCCAAGCUGAAGCAGAGCACCGCCGAGCAGUUCGAGACGGUGGCCGUCAAGAUCUUCUCCUACGAGGAGUACGCCUCCUGGAAGAACGAGAAGGACAUCUUCUCAGACAUCAACCUCAAGCACGAGAACAUCCUGCACUUCCUGACGGCCGAGGAGCGCAAGGUGGACAAGCAGUACUGGAUCAUCACCGCCUACCACGCCCUGGGCAACCUGCAGGAGUACCUGACGCACCACAUCCUCAGCUGGGACGACCUCUGCUACCUGGGCGGCUCCUUCGCCCGCGCCCUGGCUCAUCUUCACAGCGACCACACGCCCUGCGGCCGGCCCAAGGUGCCCAUCGUCCAUCGGGACAUCAAAAGCUCCAACAUCCUGGUCAAGAACGACCUGACCUGCUGCCUCUGCGACUUUGGCCUGGCCCUGCGGCUCGACCUCUCGCUGUCCGUCGACGAUCUGGCCAACAGCGGUCAGGUUGGCACUGCCCGCUACAUGGCUCCUGAAGUUCUGGAAUCCCGCAUCAACCUGGAGAACAUUGAGUCCUUCAAGCAGUCGGACGUCUACUCCUUGGCGUUGGUCCUCUGGGAAAUCACAUCUCGCUGCAGUGCCAUCGGAGAUGUCAAAGACUACGUUCCUCCAUUUGGCUCCAAGGUGGGCGAGCACCCCUGUGUGGAGAGCAUGAAGGACAGCGUUGUCAGAGACCGAGGGCGGCCAGAGAUUCCCAACAGCUGGCAGAAACACGAGGGCUUGCAGCUCAUAUGCUCCACCAUCACCGAGUCCUGGGACCACGACCCCGAAGCCCGCCUCACUGCCCAGUGCGUAGCGGAGCGCUUCAGCGAGAUCGACCAGAUGGACAAGCUCUCCCAAAGGAGCUGCUCCGAGGAGAAGAUCUCAGAGGACUGCUCGGUCAGCGACGACAAGUGACACGGACUGAGGCCGAGCUGACCGUGAGCCGCACUUCCUGGGGUCAGAGGUCGGUGGGUGGGGCCAGGGGGCGGCGGCCUUUCUUCCAGUCGCAUACCGCAGCUUGCGUCCUUGAACUCUGCUUGGAAUACCACAGGAAACUUCUGGAAGUCGCAGCUUACUGGAGCUCAUCCGCCUCCAGCAGUAAAGAAUGGUGGAAGUGGCAGCGGAGGCGCUUAUUAUCGUACGUAACCCACGACGUUUGCACUUUAUUCAUCCAUCUGUACGCCUGUCACUUAAUCCGAUUUGUAUUACUAACAAAGCAAAAAGUGACUUCCGGGCUCGGCGAGAGCCAACAUCCAAUUAGCCUCUGCGAGGUAUCUGCUCGGGGACAA